AUGGUGUCGAAGUUCCGAAAAGGGGCACCCAAAACUCGAACGGGAUGCAUAACGUGCAAAAUCCGGCGUAUUAAAUGCGAUGAGAAGAAGCCUUCCUGUCAGAGGUGCGUGUCCACAGGGAGAAAAUGCGAUGGGUAUAAUCCGCCCAAGGAACCCACACCCAGGAAGACCAAGCGGCUGAAAAAGUCAGCCGUGGUUCCGGUUCCAGCGAAACAAGCCUUGUCGGCUUUAGUCACUACCUACAUUCCCUCGGUUGACAUCCAAGCAAGCGUGGAUGAGCGUCGGAGCUUCCAUUACUUUCGGUCCCGAAACCUUUCAAGCAUGCCUGGUAACUUCGAACCGUAUUUCUGGAAUAUUAUUCUCCUGCAAUUCAGCCAUGCAUUCCCCACAGUGCAGCAAUCUUUAAUUGCCUUGAGCGCAAUAUACGAG
Molecule: messenger RNA, 429 nt
Organism: Lindgomyces ingoldianus
Lineage: Eukaryota; Fungi; Ascomycota; Dothideomycetes; Pleosporales; Lindgomycetaceae
Exons: 2
Biological process (GO): regulation of DNA-templated transcription
Molecular function (GO): zinc ion binding; DNA-binding transcription factor activity, RNA polymerase II-specific
Source: RefSeq, a predicted model, not a curated record